UUGACUAAAUUAGACCAGGACAUGAAAUGUGUCAAAAUGUUCAAUGAAGCAUCCAGAAGCGACAUUGACUGCAAGCCACGUGUUUUAAUUAGUUGGUAAUUGUGAAGGAUUUUGCAAUUUUUGAAGCUUUCAGCAACGAUCAAGUUUGUGUCACAUAGGUGAUUUUGAUUGAAUACAUUGAAUAUCGAUUUUGACCCAUCAAUUGAAUAAAAACAUCAAAAGUGAAUAUUUUUACUGGAACUCAUUUUGUAGUAGGCUUCAUAACCUUAAACUAAAUUCAUCUGUCUGAAUAUCAAACCCAAUUACAACAGCAAACCGAACAUGGAAGGUAAAAAUCUGCACGUUAGGAACAGAAAAUUGGCGAAAGAAAAAGGGAGAAAGUUGGAUCUGGAUCCGAAGACAUCUGAUGUCAAGUUUCAAGUUGGAACAAAGAAAAUUGUAUCACAUAAAAAUCUCUUAUCAGCCAAUAGUACUGUAUUCGAAGAACUAUUUUAUGGUUCAUCACCCGCAGAACAGCCCAUAAAAAUCCAUAAUGUAUCGGCCAAAGCAUUCCGCGAAUUCUUAAAAUUCUUCUAUUUUGAUGAAUUUGAAGUAAAAUCCGAGAACGUUGUCGAAGUGGCCAAACUGUGUAAGAAAUAUGAGGUCGACGGUUUGAAGAUAUGCGCCGAUUUAAUGCAGAAAGCGUUGAAGGUCUCAAAUGUGUGCUCAACAUACGCAGCAGCCCGUUCCCUGAAAAUGGAAAAAUUGUCGAAAGUGUGUGAAAAAGAGAUUUCACAGAAUGGAGCCGAAGUCCUGAAAUCGGCCGAUCUCUUGGGUUGCGAACACGCAGUAUUCGACAAAAUUCUGCAGCUUGUGUUACCAUUGUGUAGAGCAGCGGCCAUUGUAAAUGCUUGCAUGGCUUGGGCCGGAGCGGAGUGUCAGCGAAGCAAAAAACAUCCCACUCCAGCCAAUAUGAAAUCAAAGCUGAAGGACUCAUUUGAUCGAAUUCCGUUUGAUAAGCUGAGCAGGGAACAGUUUUCUCAAUACAUCAACAAACAUAAGCGUAUGUUGGAUGAUAAUGACUGGGAAUCGAUCGUCAUGAAAUUAAUGACCAAAAAGUCGAAAACAACUGUUGAUCGCAUUAAUGUUGCUACAGCCAAAAGACUGCUUGACGAUAUCUCCAAAAAUAGACACUCAUUGGCUUUCGUUCGACCACUAAGCAAAGCCAAAGUACCUGACUACUAGGAAAUCAUCAAAUAUCCAAUGGAUUUUAGCACAAUCGAAAACAAAUUAAACAGAGGACAAUACCAAACGAAUGAUGAUUUUAUGAAAGAUGUUCAGCUGAUCUUUUCGAACUGUCACCAGUACAGCCAAAAAGAAGGGAAAAAUGUGACCGGAUCAGAGAUCUGUAAAGCUGGAGCUAUGCUGGAACAUUAUACGGAAAUACGCUGUUAUGAGCUCAAUUUCAAGUUUAAGCGGGUAAUGACGCUCACAAAAAAUUGAUUCAAUUAUAUUGAAUUGAAUCAAAUCAAAAAUUGAAUUUAAUCUCCUUGUUUUGAAUUGAAU
Molecule: messenger RNA, 1545 nt
Organism: Sitodiplosis mosellana (orange wheat blossom midge)
Lineage: Eukaryota; Metazoa; Arthropoda; Insecta; Diptera; Cecidomyiidae
Product: BTB/POZ domain-containing protein 6-B-like
Exons: 2
Coding region: 322-1224 (300 amino acids)
Molecular function (GO): protein binding
Source: RefSeq, a predicted model, not a curated record